AUGCCUGGCCUUCGUCUUGGAUCGAUUGCUCCUAACUUUACCGCCGAGACGACUCACGGUGUGCUCAACUUUCACGAGUACCUCGGUGAUUCGUGGGGAAUUCUGUUCUCGCACCCGGAUGACUUUACUCCUGUAUGCACGACCGAGUUGGGUGAGGUAGCGCGCAAGGCGCCCGAGUUCGAGAAGCGCGGCGUCAAGAUCAUUGGUCUUUCAGCCAACGACAUUGCGUCGCAUGAUCGAUGGAUCAAGGACAUCAACGAAGUCGGCAACACUUCGGUCAACUUCCCCAUUAUCGGCGACAAGGACCGCAAGGUUUCGACCGAAUACGACAUGCUCGAUGCGCUCGACCCUACCAACGUCGACGCCAAAGGCAUCCCCUUCACCGUUCGUGACGUGUUUGUGAUCGACCCGAAAAAGGUGAUCCGUCUCAAAAUCUCGUACCCUGCCUCCACAGGCCGUCACUUUGACGAAAUCCUCCGUGUCAUCGACAGCCUCCAGAUCGGCGACAAGUACAGAGUCACCACUCCCGUCAACUGGCAAAAGGGCGACAAGGUCAUCGUUCAUCCCAGCGUCCAGGGCGAGGAAGCCGAAAAACUCUUCCCCGGCUACGAAACCGUCAAGCCGUACCUGCGCUUCACCAAGGACCCUUCCACCUCCUCGGCUUAA
This is a messenger RNA of Mycosarcoma maydis (corn smut), 666 nucleotides long. Its product is annotated as putative thioredoxin peroxidase. The record is from RefSeq and is a predicted model, not a curated record. NCBI's taxonomy places the organism in Eukaryota, Fungi, Basidiomycota, Ustilaginomycetes, Ustilaginales. The transcript has 2 exons. Gene Ontology annotation, cellular component: mitochondrion; cytosol. Gene Ontology annotation, molecular function: peroxiredoxin activity. Gene Ontology annotation, biological process: cell redox homeostasis; cellular oxidant detoxification. Bases 1 to 666 code for a protein of 221 amino acids.